Molecule: messenger RNA, 446 nt
Organism: Alternaria alternata
Lineage: Eukaryota; Fungi; Ascomycota; Dothideomycetes; Pleosporales; Pleosporaceae
Exons: 2
Coding region: 90-347 (85 amino acids)
Cellular component (GO): cytoplasm
Source: RefSeq, a predicted model, not a curated record
ACUAUCAAAUCCAGCUAUUUACCAUUCUGACAACCCUCACAACUCUUCCAACCAUCACUACAAUCUUUCCAACACCAUCAAACAUCACCAUGUCUGCCAAUCCAGGAAACGUUGUCGGAGGCCACAAGGCAAACCUCAACAACCCAAACACGUCCGACGAAUCCAAGCAGCACUCUAAGGAGGUCCUUCAGGAGAUCAAGAACGGUGGUGAUGCGAGCGCCGUAUCUUCUUCCAGUGGAGACAAGAACCCCAACAACGUUGCUGGUGGUCUUAAGGCUACGCUGAACAACCCCAACACCUCCGACGAGGCAAAGCAGAGCGCGAAGGAGAGGCUUGGUCAGGAGUAAGCCGCUGUUGCAUUCGAAUAAUGCUUCGAUGCCUUUAAGUGGAUCGAAGAGCAGUGAGACAUCCAAGCGGAAUGCGCGGAUACGGUCGUGUAGCGUUAU